This is a messenger RNA of Ogataea polymorpha, 2457 nucleotides long. RefSeq lists its product as uncharacterized. Gene Ontology annotation, molecular function: metallocarboxypeptidase activity. Gene Ontology annotation, cellular component: fungal-type vacuole lumen. The record is from RefSeq and is a predicted model, not a curated record. The transcript has a single exon. NCBI's taxonomy places the organism in Eukaryota, Fungi, Ascomycota, Pichiomycetes, Pichiales, Pichiaceae. The coding region runs from base 1 to 1659 and encodes 552 amino acids.
AUGCCGUACUCUGGGACAAGGAUAGUUAGCUUCAUAGUCGUCGGUCUUUUCAUAGUUGUUUCGUUGUUCUGGAGCUUCUCUGAAGAGUCCCAGGCUGCAGUCGAAUGCCCUGCAACCAAACCGCAUCGACCCUCCACUUAUCAUUUGCACAAAGCAACUCUUUCCAAAAUACUGCACAGCGAGGACUUUAGAAAUGCUUCUGUUAUGAAGUUGCAGGCUGCUAUCAGAACAAGGACUGAAGUUUAUGAUGACGAUCCCCUACUUGUUGAGGACGAUUUUACGUAUUGGUCAAAGUUUGAAAAGUUUGAACAACUGCUCAAAUCCACAUUUCCUCUAUUUUACAGCAAAACAACCCUUCAGAAGGUCAAUUACCAUGGAUUAGUGUAUAUUUGGGAGGGAAGUAACUCAUCCUUGAAGCCUCUGGUUCUAAUGGCUCAUCAGGAUACAGUGCCCGUCUCUAAUUUGACUCUCAACCAAUGGGAACACGAUCCUUUCAGUGGUGACUACGAUGGAGAAAACGUUUACGGUAGGGGCGUUGCAGAUUGCAAAGAGCAGCUUAUUGGAUUAUUGGAAGCUGCAGAAGAGCUGAUUAGUAGCGAGUUCUCGCCAAGAAGGACCAUUAUCUACUCCUUUGGAUUUGAUGAAGAAGUUGGAGGCCCCAGAAACAAAAAUGCCGAAUGGCUCGAACGGAAAUAUGGCAAAGACUCCAUGUAUGCGGUUCUGGAUGAAGGAGGAGUUAAUCUUGACAUUAUUCAGGGAGUCAAAAUGUCUGUUCCAGGAACGGCAGAGAAAGGCUACAUGGAUUUGAAAAUCAUCCUUGAGACCCCAGGAGGGCAUUCUUCAAUUCCACCUAGACACACUUCAAUUGGAAUUAUGGGCGAAAUGAUUGUGGAGCUGGAAAAAUAUGAGUUUCCAAAAUAUUUCACCAAAAAUAAUCCUGCGUUCUGGGAAUAUGUCUGCGUUGCAGAGCACUCUCCCGAAAUGGCUUCAUCCGUUAAAAAGAGUAUUCUAAGUGCCGGUCACAACCAGAAGGCCAACGAGAUUGCAAGAAAUUAUAUUGAUGUGGAUCUUGGCAAGGGAUUUGUUGUCAAGUCAACAAGGGCCAUUGACAUCAUAUCCGGAGGAGUCAAGGCAAACGCUCUUCCUGAAUAUGUGGAACUCACUAUGAACGUGCGGAUCGCCAUGGAGGAGACGGUAGCCACUGUGGUUGAUAGAGUUAUUGAUAUCAUUAAGCCAGUUGUUGACAAAUAUCAUCUUGGCCUUGUGUCUGACCUUAACGGACGUCAGGAACUCAAGCCUAGCACGCCAGCCGGAAACUGUCUCCUUAAGGUGGUUCAAGCCUUUCCGCCUGCUCCGUUGACGCCAACUCAAGGCAGCCAUUGGGAUAUAUUUGCCGGAACCAUCCACCACGUUUAUGAAGAUCUGGUGGCCCCAGACUCAACGGGCCUCAUUGUUGCUCCGGGUAUAGGUUCUGGAAACACCGACACAAAGUAUUACUGGAACCUCACAAAUCAUAUCUACAGAUACAAGCCAGGUUUAUUGCCAGGUGUGUACUCUAAGGAGCACGGAAUCAACGAGUUUAUUCCAAUGGACUCUCAUCUGCACCUGAUUGCGUUUUAUUAUGAGUAUAUCCUGAGUGUAGACGAGACGGACGACUGAAAAUUCGUUAAGCCAAUUCAGGAAAUUCUGAAGAUACAUUUUUCUUGAGCCGCAGUAGUUCACUAACAUAUAUGUCUCUUUUCCAAUCAUUGAUUCGGUAUAGCCGACAAAGUCACGAAGUGGAAGAAUGUCAGUUUUUACGAGAGGAUCUGUGGUUGUCAAUACUGUUCCCAUGUAAACGGCUCUGAGAUACGACUCCCCAUCGUUUCGUCCUUCCCAAGGCUCAAAAACAACCUCCGAUCCCAUUCCUGGCCAACUGAGAAAAUUAACUUGGACAGAUUCAAGGAUGCGUGCAAUGGCACCAUUAUAAGCUGCGUUGUGGGAGUAGUUGAGAUCUGAUCUCACGUUGGCUUUCCGAAAAAAACAGCGCUUUUGCUCAUUGAAGUAUGCUCUGUUGCUAGUUGCCGCAGAAAGAGACCAUCUCUCAUGAAACCGAAACUUGUAGUUGUACUCAAAAUCUGCAAGACGAGAAAUUUGUUCGGAUUGGUUCUGUGUCAUACAGAGCGAUGAGGUUUUGGAAUAACAUGCAUGAUCGUACCAAUGAGACAAUCUGAAUGCAGUCAAAAAAAUGAUCAAAAGACUAAUGAAAUCUUCUGAACUGGAUUAACACCAGACAGGUCGUCUGACUCAUCGUGUAGAUCUGCAGCCUUGGAUAAUAUACUGCCAUUUACUCGAUGAUGAGAUCUCUGAUUCCAUGGCAUCUGCAAUUUCGCAUUUAUUGGUGAGCUGGGGCGCUUCAAAGCCAUCAGCUUCCCCAUUCGCUUUAAGCUUUUUUUAGUGAGGAUACAUGGUUUUAAC